UUUAUUUCACGGUACAAUAUUUCAAUUUAUUUUUAUAGUCAGUUUCGCAAAUAUUUUAGGCACGAUGAGUUUUAUUUGUGUGGUAUUAUUGUGUUUUAAACUCGUCAGUGGAUGUAUUUGGAAGAAUGGAAUCGUUCAUUAUGCUAUUAAUAGCAAGGAUUACGACGCCCAUUCAAAAGAUAUAAUCAUGACAACAUUUUCUCAAUUACAAAAUGAGUUAUGCGUUAAGUUCUUUCAAGCUCAACAGAAUUUAAACACGAGUAAUGGAGAUAAAAUAUUGUACAUAAGUAACCCGGAUAAGUUGAAAACUUGCGUGCCCGUUGCUUACGACUUUAGCAAAAGUGUUAUAGAUAUGCCAAUUGGUUAUAAAUGUCUGAAUCAAAAUGAUAUAGCGAGGACCGUCGUGGAUAUGCUUAAAGCAAGCAUUAAUCCGAAUGCGUCCGCAAUAAAUAGUUUUGAUUUACUCAAAAGAUUCGAAGAUAAGGAUACGCACUCUACAAAUACACUUAUAUCGACUAAAAAUCGUAACUAUAUAAAUUCAAAUUACGAAGCCGAAUGCGGCCGUAUAUAUCAACCGCUACAGAUAAUACAAAGACGUACAAUUGGCAAUGAUUCUGAACAUGCGUUAACUGAUGAUAAUUUGAAUUAUUAUAACGAGAAAUUGUGGCCGUUGGGGAUUGUUUUGUACGGAGUCGACGCAGAACUGAAAAAUUCUGAAGAUUAUAAAACGCUUCAAGAUGCAAUGAACGCGUUUAGGCAAUUCUCUUGUGUAUCAUUUCAAGAGUCUGAAGUUAGUGAUGAAUUGGUAGCGAAAAAUUACAUUUGGUUUGGUAAAGAAGGUCUGGACAUGCCGAUGUUCGGAUUUGAUGGGGCUAGACAGGAAAUAAAACUAUCGUCAUUCCUGCAAGGCGCGCCUGGCCACAAGGGGCAUGUUAUUAAUAACUUGCUAAGAAUUUUAGGCGUCCAUAUGAUGUCUAACCGUUACGACAGAGACAAUUACGUCAUCAUCAAUUGGAAGAACGUCGAAAAGGGCAAAGAACACUUCCUCGAGAAAGCUCCAGAAGCAGCGUGGGUCUCGUCAAUCCCUUACGAUUUUGACAGCGUAAGUCACGCGUCAGCGAACUACAUGUGUGGGAACUGUGACCUUGGGCAGACAACAGUACAACCCAUACAGGAUCGUCUCUGGCAUCGCACGCUGUCAAUGGGCCGAGUAAAUCGUUUAAGUAACCUGGAUAUAUUAUUACUUGAGUUAUUAUAUACUGGAAAAUGCGAAGAACGAUCGAUGAAUAAAAAUAUAUGAUUAAUAAAAUUGUUGUUUAAAAA
Messenger RNA from Nymphalis io (European peacock), 1323 nucleotides. Its product is annotated as astacin-like metalloprotease toxin 1. Gene Ontology annotation, molecular function: zinc ion binding; metalloendopeptidase activity. Gene Ontology annotation, biological process: proteolysis. The transcript is spliced from 9 exons. Lineage: Eukaryota; Metazoa; Arthropoda; Insecta; Lepidoptera; Nymphalidae. The coding region runs from base 65 to 1300 and encodes 411 amino acids. The record is from RefSeq and is a predicted model, not a curated record.